This is a messenger RNA of Coffea arabica (coffee), 519 nucleotides long. The record is from RefSeq and is a predicted model, not a curated record. Lineage: Eukaryota; Viridiplantae; Streptophyta; Magnoliopsida; Gentianales; Rubiaceae.
AUGGCCGACACUCCUGUCCCUCCCGGCCUACAUCCAGGACCAUACGUGCACGACAUUAUAUCGGCGGGAACUCCACACCGGGCACAUUCUAUUUUUUACGGACAUAUUGAGGGCAAUCAGUUAGAUGUCAGGCGGUGUGACAGAGAAUUUUGGGAGCAUACGCCUAUUCCUGAUCGGGUUUGUCGUUAUAUUGCCUUGGCUGGAUUUGAGGGGGUGCUUGAGAGUGGAUAUCAGAUGGUUGAUCAUUCUUUGAUCACAAGUUUGGUCGAGAGAUGGCGGCCCGAGACGCAUAUAUUUCAUUCACCGGUUGGAGAGGCCACCGUGACAUUGCAGGAUGUAGAGGUGUUGUGGGGGUUGCACAUCGAUGGUCCACCGGUUACAGGGAUAGACACAUACCGCAGCAUUCAGGAGUGGGGAGCCAUUUGUGAGGAGCUCAUUGGAUUUUCUCCUGCAGUUGGAUACUUUGAUGGACAGAGACUAAAAUUGGGAUGCAGCGUGCGCGCAUCUACCUCUUACUGA